Molecule: messenger RNA, 919 nt
Organism: Musa acuminata AAA Group (dessert banana)
Lineage: Eukaryota; Viridiplantae; Streptophyta; Magnoliopsida; Zingiberales; Musaceae
Exons: 4
Coding region: 1-762 (253 amino acids)
Source: RefSeq, a predicted model, not a curated record
AUGGCCUGCAUCACUCCCCACGCCCCAACUUUUGCUCCACUGAAAGGAAGGAGUCACUAUGAAAAGAGGAUAAGGAAAAAGGAGUUCUUCAACGCUAUGUCGAUUGAACACCACCAUGCAGACCAUCAUGUGAUUUAUCCUACAAACAGAUGCCUCCCUUCCAUAUAUAACUCUCCUCUUGUACUGCUCCAUGUUCCCUCGGAUGUGAUUCCUCCUCAAACUUCUUCCUCACAAAAACCUGCAAACACUGUGGACACAAUGAAGGUAGAUAAGCUGCAAGCCAUGGAGAGGUUCAAAGAGAAUACAUACCUGUCAAUGGCCAUCCAAUACAGUCUGAGAGUUGUGGCUCUCGGGCUCUUUCUCUCUUGCCUCAACUGGCUUCCUUAUCUAAGGUUAUUCUUCUUGGUUUCACUUCCUAAUGUUAGCAGCGUGGUCUUUGGUCCCAAGUGCUUGUUCGUGGUCUCCAACAUCAUCAUCAUCUUCCUCGUCGGUGAGUCGAGGCUCACCAGGCAACCAUCUCGGCCAGAUGUGUACGAGGAAUACGUGAAGCGGCGCCGAGGUCUUCAUGGGGCAGCAUGUAGCGAGGCGAAGGAGGCCGAAGCGGAGAAAGGAUGUGAUGGACAAGAGGGAGUGGGGAGAGAGCGCGAGGAAGAGAAAGGUCUGCCUGCGGAGGAGCUCAACAGAAGAGUGGAAGACUUCAUUGCCAAGGUCAACAUGCAGAGGAAGCUUGAAGCAAGAAUGCUGAUUUGUUGUUGUGGGUGAUGAAAAUGAGGAGAAUAAUGACAGGAUAUGAUUAAUAGUGAGUGUGUAAACACUGGUGAUAGAGUUUAGAGUGAGAAUUCAUGUAAUUGGAAAGCUCUCUUUUCCAGAGCUAUAUAUUCGGCAAAAGAGAUGCAUUUUGCUGCAUCAUUUUCCUUUC